This is a messenger RNA of Beta vulgaris subsp. vulgaris (sugar beet), 1500 nucleotides long. RefSeq names its product protein STRICTOSIDINE SYNTHASE-LIKE 10. NCBI's taxonomy places the organism in Eukaryota, Viridiplantae, Streptophyta, Magnoliopsida, Caryophyllales, Amaranthaceae. Gene Ontology annotation, molecular function: strictosidine synthase activity. Gene Ontology annotation, biological process: biosynthetic process. The transcript has 3 exons. The coding region runs from base 203 to 1330 and encodes 375 amino acids. The record is from RefSeq and is a predicted model, not a curated record.
UUGGUAUUUCUCUACACCAAAUGUUAUUCCAUGUAUAUCAUAUUUCCUACAUAAAGGGAAUGGUCAAAUAUUAGUAUUAUUCAUGUACAUGUCCCUUUCCUAACUUGAACAACCUUACUACUUACAUUUGGACCUCCACGUUUCUGAUCCUCCUUCUCUAUCUCUUCAACAUCAUCUCAAACAAUCACAAAUUCUUGUAGGAAUGAUCCCAUCAAAGUUUUUGGCAGUUCCUACAAUUAUCCUCAUAUGUGCCUUUCUAAUCACCACAUAUCUUCCUUACCCAAACAAAGAUAGUACUAAUAAAAAUGGUUCAAAACUUUCGGAGUUGCUAGAGGUUUUGCCUAUAGAUGGCGCUUUCGGGCCCGAAAGUCUCGCCUUCGACGCGGCCGGCGACGGGCCGUAUGCUGGUAUAUCCGAUGGCCGGAUUAUAAAGUGGCUCCCUCAUCAACGGCGUUGGGUGGACUUUGCCUUCACUUCUCCUCUAAGGGAAGUAUGUGAAAAGCAAUCUAAUCAUGAACAAAUGGAGCAUAAAUGUGGACGGCCAUUGGGCCUAAGUUUCAACGACAAGACAGGGGAGCUUUAUAUUGCUGAUGCGUAUUUGGGCCUUCUGGUUGUAGGCCCAAAUGGUGGGCUGGCUAGAAGUGUUGCAACAGAAGUUGAAGGUAUACCCCUUGGGUUCACUAAUGGGCUGGAUAUUGAUCAGCAAAGUGGGGAUGUUUACUUUACUUCGAGCAGUACUAGGUACCCAAGAAGGAGCUACAUGUCAUUGAUUCUUAGCAAUGAUAAGACAGGAAGGUUGCUAAAAUACGAUCCAGAAACAAAACAAGUAACGAAGCUUCUUGACAACCUCACAUUUCCAAAUGGAGUAUCCUUAAGCAAAAACAGGAAGUUUCUUCUGCUAAUUGAGACCACUAGUUGCCAAAUUCUAAGGUAUUGGCUUAAAAAUACUCCAAAAUCUGGAACAGUUGAAGUUUUAGCAGAACUCCCAGGUUAUCCAGACAACAUUAAGAUGAACUCAAAAGGACAAUAUUGGGUGGGAAUUUAUUCAAAAAGAGGCAAAGUUUUGAAGUGGCUUCUUUCAUAUCAUUGGGUUGGAAACACCAUUGUGAAGCUCCCAUUUAACGCCGUCGAAUUGGUUAAACUCUUUGUUAGAUUGAGAGCCAUUGGUUUAGCUGUGAAGUUGGAUGAAAACUGUAAUGUAUUGCAAAUGUUGGAGGAUAAAAGUGGUAUGUUGAAGUUUGUUAGUGAAGUUGUGGAAAAGGAUGGGAACUUGUGGUUUGGUUCUGUAGUUUUGCCCUUUGCGAGUUUGUAUAAGGAUCAUGAAGCAUAAUGUUGAGACAAAUUAGGAGGAUGAUGGUUAUUUUCUUAAAAUUCUAUUUUGCAUAUGUUUCGAACCACCACUUUUGUGAGUGUAAGUACUUUUCUUACUAUUAGAGUGUAAAUACAUAUACCAACGACGAUGUGCUGAUAUUAGUUAAGGUUGAGGUGAUGUGAACGAUA